Messenger RNA from Penicillium canariense, 1488 nucleotides. RefSeq names its product alpha-amylase. NCBI's taxonomy places the organism in Eukaryota, Fungi, Ascomycota, Eurotiomycetes, Eurotiales, Aspergillaceae. The record is from RefSeq and is a predicted model, not a curated record. Gene Ontology annotation, molecular function: calcium ion binding; alpha-amylase activity. Gene Ontology annotation, biological process: carbohydrate catabolic process. The transcript is spliced from 8 exons. The coding region runs from base 1 to 1488 and encodes 495 amino acids.
AUGGUGUCUCUCUGGCGCAAUUCAUUUCUUGCAGGCUUGGUCGGCUCAGCCAUUGCCGCGACUCCGGCUCAAUGGCGCUCGCAGUCAAUCUACUUCAUGCUCACCGAUCGGUUUGCAAGGACGGAUGGCUCAACGACUGCUACUUGCGAUACCAGCGAUAGAGUAUAUUGCGGUGGUACCUGGCAGGGUAUCAUCAACAAACUGGAUUACAUCCAGGGAAUGGGAUUUACCGCCAUCUGGAUUACUCCUGUCACGGGCCAACUGACCCAGGAUACCGGGGAUGGCACAUCAUAUCAUGGAUACUGGCAACAAGACAUAUACGCUUUGAAUUCAAACUAUGGCACAGCGGAUGAUCUCAAGUCGCUGGCUUCAGCUCUCCAUGACCGCGGCAUGUACCUCAUGGUGGAUGUUGUGGCUAAUCAUAUGGGCUAUAAUGGUGCUGGUAAUACCGUCGACUACAGUGUUUUUGACCCCUUCAACUCGCCGGACGAUUUUCACUCCUACUGCGAGGUCACGGACUACAGCAACCAGUCGAACGUGGAAGAUUGCUGGCUUGGAGACACCACCGUCUCUCUGCCUGAUCUCAACACCGAGUCAGAGAGUGUCCAAACCAAGUGGUACAGCUGGGUUGGCUCCUUAGUUUCCAACUAUUCGAUUGACGGGUUGCGCGUGGAUACCGUCAAGCAUGUUCAAAAAGACUUCUGGCCUGGCUACAACAAGGCCGCAGGUGUCUAUUGUGUGGGUGAAGUCUUCGACGGCGACGCGGACUACACUUGCCCCUACCAGGAGGUUAUCGAUGGCGUGCUGAACUACCCAAUGUACUAUCCGCUGCUCCGAGCCUUUCAAUCCACCAGUGGAAGCAUGAGCGAUCUCUAUAAUAUGAUCAACACGGUGAAAUCCACCUGCUCCGAUUCGACUCUUCUCGGCACCUUCACGGAGAACCAUGAUAAUCCUCGGUUUGCGUCAUACACCAAUGACAUGUCCCUGGCCAAGAACGCCGCGGCCUUCACCAUCAUGGCCGACGGCAUUCCGAUCAUCUACGCCGGCCAAGAACAGCACUACAGCGGCGGCAGCGAUACCGCAAACCGCGAAGCGGUCUGGCUUUCCGGCUACAGCACUGACAGCGAGUUGUAUCAACUCAUCGCCAAAGCGAACGCCAUCCGGUCUCAUGCCUUCAGCCAGAGCGGUGACUAUAGUAUGUACAAAAACUAUCCGAUCUACCAAGAUGGGACCACCCUGGCUAUGCGCAAGGGAUACGAUGGCACACAGACGAUUACCAUUCUUUCGAAUCUGGGGGCAAGUGGAAGCCAGUAUACGCUCUCGUUAGGUAAUACCGGCUAUGGGGCUGGGACGGUUCUGACGGAGAUCAUUACCUGUGCAAGUGUUACUGUUGAUAGUAGUGGCAAUGUGCCUGUACCGAUGGCGAGUGGGGAGCCAAGAAUCUUGUAUCCUACUUCGGAGAUGAAGGGGUCGAGCAUUUGUUCUUGA